AUGCCGGAUUUUGGACGUUUCAGCAAGAACAAGCUCGCUGGAAACCAUCAAUUUUUGGCUCUUCCCGUUAUUGGUACUCUUGGCGCGCUCACACCAAUCUUUGUUACCGAUGCUCAUUCGUAUAUAUGGGGAGAGUUCGAGUGGUAUAUGCCAGCUGUGAUAGCAAAGUUCGACUCACGCGCUGCAAAGUUCUUCGUAUCUGCUUCGUUUAUCCUUGCCACCAUUGGUAACCAGAUAGCGGCCGACACAUACCCGUUUUCCAACGAUAUUACGGGCAUGUCUCCUAAGUACAUAAACAUAUUCAGAGCGACUGUCUUCGUCGCGAUCUUCUGUGUUGUCUCCACCCCAUGGAACAUAAUCAAGAACGCAGCCGGUCUACUUGCAUUUCUCUCCGGAUAUUCUUGCUUCAUGGGCCCGCUUGCCGGGGUCAUGAUAUGCGACUACUACCUCAUCAAAAAGUGCAAGCUCGAUGUCGACGAACUCUAUUCCGAUCGCGGUCUUGACAUCGGCGGUGCAUGGAAGAUAUACUCUUUUGCAUGGACUUUUGGGUUCUUCACUUCAGUGUUUGUGCACUACAUAAUCUGCACAUACAUCUCUGUUCCAACAAAGUCAUUGGUCGAAAUCGCUGUGUAUCCGCCUCAAUCAGGAGAAGAGGCUCCAUCAAUCAUCGAGGGGGAGGAUGCGGCAUCGAAAUCGACAAACGUCACUACCAAAGAGAAAGAAGCGACCGACAUGGUUUGA
Molecule: messenger RNA, 741 nt
Organism: Parastagonospora nodorum SN15
Lineage: Eukaryota; Fungi; Ascomycota; Dothideomycetes; Pleosporales; Phaeosphaeriaceae
Exons: 4
Coding region: 1-741 (246 amino acids)
Biological process (GO): nucleobase transport; transmembrane transport
Cellular component (GO): plasma membrane
Molecular function (GO): nucleobase transmembrane transporter activity
Source: RefSeq, a predicted model, not a curated record